Struthio camelus australis is the source of this 2245-nucleotide messenger RNA. Its product is annotated as tumor necrosis factor receptor superfamily member 8. Gene Ontology annotation, molecular function: protein binding. The record is from RefSeq and is a predicted model, not a curated record. Lineage: Eukaryota; Metazoa; Chordata; Aves; Struthioniformes; Struthionidae.
GCUUGGCCAGACCCUGGGUGUGCCGUCCCAGCGCCAUCCCAGAGGAGCGGCCCAGCUCCCUGACCUGCGAUGCUGGCAACUGGGGAGAGUUAAUGCUGCCAUCACAGAUGGCUGCCCGCAGCCUGGCACUGGGGCUGUGGCUCCUGCUGCUUCUUCAGGACAUCCAGGCAGCCCCACAGACAUCAUUAAUCACAUCUCAUUCCUGUGACACACUUGAGAACCAGUUCUACGAUGAAACUUUACGAAGAUGCUGUUACAAGUGUCCCUCAGGCUAUGUUAAAACGAAAGAAUGUCCCACGGACCCAUAUAAACAUUGCAUGAGAUGUGGACCUGAACAAUAUCUAAAUGAAGCGUCCCAGAAGCCACAAUGCGAUGCUUGUGUAUCAUGCACAAAAGAAUCUGACCUUGUGGAGAGAGCCCCCUGCUCCUUCAAUUCUAGCCGUGUGUGUGAGUGCCGACCAGGCUUGUUCUGUCAGACCCCUGUUCUGAACACCUGCAUACGAUGCCAGCAGCACACUAUUUGCAAGGCUGGUUUUGGAGUCAAAGUCAAAGGUACCUCAACAACUGAUGUUUCUUGUGAAAAGUGCCCUCCUGGGACCUUCUCCGAUCAGAACUCCAGCACCGACAUUUGCAAGCCCCACACUGAUUGUGCUAAGGUAAACAAAGUAGUGCUAAGCAGAGGAAAUGCCACGCACGAUCAAGUUUGCAUGGACCGAGCUCCACACUUCACCCCAGGCACCUUGUCUGUGAGAUUAAGCAAUGAAACAAAUAACUCUGAUGCAAGAAGGCUUGAGGAGAAGCUGGUGACCACUGCUAGUAUCCUUCGAAGUGACAUAACAGCUGAAAACCCCAGUUCAACUGCUGAGGAGAAAGCUCUGGCUGGCACUUCUCCUAUCUCAGAUGUAGCCAAGGGGAGGACAACAAGGAGAGGUCUUGUUCUUUGGGGAGUGAUUCUCUCUGUGAUAGUGCUACUUGCGGGCAUGCUGUUAUUUUGGAAAUGGAAGGUUUGCAAGAGACGGAUCCUCAUCCUCAAAGGAAAGCCACAUCUGUAUUCAGUCACCGAACACAAAGCCAGGUCCAGAUCUCAAGGUUCUGAUCUAGUGAACAAGUAUGCAAAGAUCUUGCUGACUCCUGACAAAGAGCCAGAAGAGAAGGAGUUAAUUGACAGCACCCUCCCUUUGGAAACCAACAACAACUUGGUCCCCAGCACAGAAAAAGCAUGUAGUCCUGAUCUGAGUCUGACUGAUGUGACACAGAGCAAUGGAAAUGCCCCAGAUUGCCUUGUGGAUUCUCGAGUGAGAGACCAUACAAAUAACCGAAUUGAAAAGAUAUACAUCAUGAAAGCCGACACUGUCAUUGUGGGGUCCAUUUCAGAAGUGCCUAGUGGCAAGAACUGUGCCGUCAGAGGAUGUGAAAGUGAUGUUGAUGUCCAGGGAAACAUGGAAGAACAGGAGCUGGCAAUGCACUAUCCAGAGCAGGAGACGGAAUCUUUUCCCGGAAAUGACGUCAUGGUUCCCAUCGAAGAGGAGGGAAAGGAAUUUCGUCACCCUACCACCGCCACCGAAAAGUGAUACCCCAUUGAGAAGAGCUUGACAUGUGAAGCUACAGAAAUAGCCAGUGUGACAAUGAUCCUGAAUCUACUACAAGGGAGGUGAAUGCAUAUUGUCUUAGGUAAUCUGAAAAGAAACACAUUCAGAGAAAGAGCGCUAGAACCUAUUUCAUCUAACAGAUGAGAGGAUUGUCCAAAGCAGUGAGAAGUAUUGGCCUUCAUAUCUCACAUCAAAUGUUUCUCUCUUUUCCUCUUAUCUCUCCCAGUAUCAUGCUGGAAAUGAAUUUGAAUCAAAGCUACGAAAUUCAGAGAACUUCUGGAUACCUACUCAAGUUUCACGGCUUGCUUCCCCUGCAUGAAGGAAUGGAUUAAAACCUACAUCUGAUUACUUCUACUAGCUGUGAAAAUUCUGGCCAGAAUCCGGAGUUAAGCCUGAGAUCCUUCCAUGUUUCACAUGUUGUUUCUAUUCCAGUAUUACCAACACUUCCAAUUUUAUCAUGUGUUUUGCAACAUCUGCUGUUUUUCUUAGGGCCUCAACUCUUGAAUGAGAGUGACGAUAAUUUCUGUUUUCAGUAACACAAACAGAACUCUUGAGUUUAUGGACUUCACGUUCCUUGAGAAAGCAUGAUCAAAAGGUGCCUCACGGGCUCAGAAGACAGAAGGCAAAUAAAACUAAUUGCAAUCUGUCAUACUUUA